Messenger RNA from Ylistrum balloti, 4890 nucleotides. RefSeq names its product nuclear receptor subfamily 1 group D member 2-like. The transcript is spliced from 7 exons. Gene Ontology annotation, molecular function: DNA-binding transcription factor activity; zinc ion binding; sequence-specific DNA binding. Gene Ontology annotation, biological process: regulation of DNA-templated transcription. The coding region runs from base 57 to 1403 and encodes 448 amino acids. Lineage: Eukaryota; Metazoa; Mollusca; Bivalvia; Pectinida; Pectinidae. The record is from RefSeq and is a predicted model, not a curated record.
ACGAAAACACAUAUAUUUGUUUUUGAAGGGGCGUGUCUCCGUUUUUGCUCGUAAGCAUGGAUAUUUUCACCGAAGGAACAGACAUCUUGGAAUUGACGUCUGAGGAGGAUGCAUUGUUCCUCAAGGAGGAGAUGCUUGGCACCACCAUUGAGCACCAAAUGGACGUCUCGGAUAUAUUGAAUGAGACUAUUAUAAAGCCAACCAGCCCAGAUUCGACCACUCCUGCAGCGCCUCCAUCACCCCUUCUUCCACCUUGUAGAGUUUGCGGCGAGAAAGCGUCUGGUUUUCAUUAUGGAGCAAACACGUGUGAAGCGUGCAAGGGCUUCUUCAGACGCAGUAUUGUGAAGGUACAAAACAACAAGGAACAAUACAAAUGUAUCGGUGACGGCAAGUGUAACAUUAAGCCAGGGAAACGCAGCGCCUGUCCAUUAUGUCGAUAUAAGAAGUGUUUGGAGGUGGGAAUGUCGCACGAAGCAAUUAAGACAGGGCGUUACACAUACGAGAAGCGCACACGUGAUACACAGGAGGUCAAAAAAUUACAACAGAAAAAUAAGUGUCUCGGUCAACGUUCAGAGGUGGAUUUAGACGAUGACGAGGCUUUGGCCAUCAUCGAACCAAUGAUGGAGGUCCAGAAAAGAUAUUGCCCUCUAACCAAUCUCGACCCUGAAAUGAAGCUAGAGCUUCAAAAAAGACAGGAGAUUAUAUUUGAACAAUAUAAGUCCCGCGUAGAACUUUUUGGUACGAUGUCAACGCUGCCUCCUGAUGUUCAUCAAGAGUUCAAAGAACUGACUGGCAUCGACUUGGACAACCGUGAGGAAUUGAUGUCUAACAUAGCCUGUCAGAUGGAGCAUGGUUUGCGAAACAUGGUGGAACUUGUUCGUCUGAUACCUGGUUUUUCUGAGCUGUCUGUGGAGGACCAGACAAACCUAAUAAAAUCGAGUCAUUUUGAAUUCUGGAUUCUCAUGGAGUUCCGAAUGAUAAACCCAGAGUUAUCUGUGGUGUCUGGAUGUAUCAAUGCCCACAAGGACGACUUUGCGAAAUUGUUUGCAGCAGAUCACACAGACGAAGUUUUUAACUUCGCAAGAACAUUGCACGCACUGAAUAUGAAUUCUGAAGAAAUAGUUCUUCUUCGCGGAGUAGUUGUCACAUUCAGAGACCGCUGUAAACUACAAGAACCAGAAAAAGUAGAAAAAAUCCAAUGGAAAUUAUUAAAUUGCAUCCGGUGGUUGGCUAAGAAAAAUAAGCUCAAUCCUGACAAAAGAAUACGUCUGUUACUCGAACGUUUGACCGCUUUACGAUCUCUGACGGAGUGCAGUAAAAAAAUGAAUAAGAUCAAAUCUGAAUGGCCCGUGAUGUCAAAACAUCCUCUUCUUCUGGAUUUAAUGAAAAGUAUGCCAGCAUGAAAAGCUUUCAUCAAAUAGAAGUAUCAACUUUAGUAAUACCUGCAACAGAUCAGAGCGGUCUUAAAAACAUACCGGUUUAGAACAUAUUCCGAUCUAAUAAAGGAUCUACCAACCAGCCGAAGUGAUUGUCUGUAUAUAUUCUUAUUUAAAUGUGUUUGCAUAGCUGUUUGAGUAAAGUUUAGUGUUUGAGAGGCUGUGAUUUUCAUCCGUCUGUUGCUUAAAGCCUUACCUGUGUCCAAUAAAAGCAUUUAGUUACAUUUUGUUAUUCUACAUCGUGCAGUUGAUAUGAAAAUGUCUCUUAGAACUUAAGGAUACUAACAUUGGUUUUUCUCAUGUAAAUGAAAAUACAUGCAAGUGUAAGUGACUGGUAUCUUUUCUAUAAUUUGUUUUCCAUUUUGCGUGCGAGUUUUCAUUUUCUUAUAAUGUUGGCAUUUUCUCCUUGUUUUUAGAAAUCACUGUUCCAACUCCUCCGAAAUCUAUCAUCGACGAUUAAUUGGCAAAAUACAAUACACUUAUAACUAAGAUAGCUUUGACAAGUUAUUAUUUUUUUUUGUUAAGUUAUGACAGAUUUAAUGUAUACCAGCACACUGUAACGUCUUGUGCAGUUAGUAAUACGGUGGUGAACGAGGCAUGAUCAAGCAGUUGCCAUGUUGUAUCCCGAGUGGAUCAAAUCAAAGAGACAAUUUGAUAAAUACAUUUUUAUUUUGUAUAUAAGAGCAUAGUAGUUACAUAUCUUCUGCAGAAAAGACCACAACAUUCAUGCUUCAGGUAAUCCUUGUCACCAUCUCGAUGUCUGUAAAACUAUGAAAUGUAUAUCUCUAAGUCGUGUUCAAGGUUCAUUGUAUCAUAUGAGAAACACUGAAAAGUGAGUUAUUUGUCAAUUGUAAGACAAUUUACCAACACGACUGCUUUAAAAAAUAUAAAUUUUCAUUUUCUAAAUUACACCAUUCAUAUCUGUAGGUCUUGAGAUUUGCGGCUUUCUGUAUAUAAAGUCCCUUAUAAAAAAAAAGUUAGCGCUGAGGUUUUGUCCGUAGUCAAAUCAAGGAACUUUUUAGUACUAACAUGCUUAAAUCUAAUCCAGCCUUUAAUGAUGCAUGGCAAUAUAUUUUCUUUAUUUUAUGUCUUGUUUUGGCUGUAAAUCUCUUUUUAUCCAAUUGGCGUGGACAAAUGUACAUACAAAUGAUAUGCAAGAGAUUGUAAUAACAUAGGACGGCUAUAUUAAACUAUUAUAAGCCAAAUAGGUGGAGACUAUUCUAUCAAAAGUACAAUGCGAUAAUCGGUUUGUUUAAUCGGUCAGAUGAUGUAAAUAUUUACAUAAUGCUGAUGUCAACCUGCAAGCAAAGUGAUUUUUUGCUGCAAAAUGAAUGUAUUAGAAUAAUAUGUUAAUAUUGUCAUUAAGCUUCUACGUUGCAAAUAAAUUGCGGUUAUUUUUUCAUGAAUUGCAUUGAUUAAUUAUUAUUGAUUUCAUGCUUGUACUAUGUCUCUGUUUGAUAGUGUCAAUGAUGUUUGCUUUCAAAGUUAUUACAGCGGUUUGCCUGGGAGUAAGGGAUGCAACCCUGGCAAACCAUCAGGUUUUUUUCCCUGUUGAAGUGGUUAAACUGCCAUAGUCUGAUCUAUUUUAGAUAGUUGAUAACAAUUAUCCUAUCCUGUACAAAAUUGAAUUGAUGAUUUUUCCCACUUUGAUGAAAUAACAAUUUUGCAAAUAAAUAUCUUACGUUAAGCUGCUGUGAGGUGAAAACAAAUCCGGUUUUCGCUACUGAAAGUUCGACAAGCUACCCAUUUUGUAUUGUAUGCUAAUGUAUAUAUAGCGUUUCAGUAGACAAAAGGUGUGGACAUCUUGUGCCAGGAUUCUUCUGAAGUUAUAUUUGACUAAUUUGUGAAAAUUAAGUGGUGUGUCAUAUGUUCGUUUUUAGAUGAGAACUGGAGUUUUCAGAGCUAUCGUUAGAAAUGCAGGAUUUGUUUGUUAAGUUAAAACCGGCUAAUUCAGUCGUGUUUCAUAAUGUGAUUGUUGUCUACUUGAUAGCACGAAUGAUUUAUUACCUCGAAUAUUCGUUAUUCUUAUUGUAAAUUCAAAGUUAAUUCAAGAACUUGAUUUUUAAUGGUCUUUCGUAUGCAUACGAAAUCAUUUAGAUAAUGCAGGAACUAGGUUUUAAUCAAGAGUAUUAUACAAAAAUCCAAUGCGUUUCCUUAACGCUUGUAUGAAGUGAUCAGAGUGCAAAAUUUUCAGAAUUUGAAAGUGAAAAUACCUAAGUAACCCAAAUGUUCUUUCCGCGGAGAUAUUACUUUCUGUGCUUUAAAAUUGCACAAACUAUCGCAAGUGAACAGCAAUGUAUUUCUUUUUUCUUUAUAGCGUAUCACCAAACAAAUGUAACACUGCUUAUAAUACUACCGAUUCGUUUUUCACCAGUGUGAGUAUAAAAGGCAUUUGAAUUUGAAGCAGUCAUUUUACGGUACUACACAUGUUUUUCUCCUGGUCUUGUUCAUAUUGUGUAGAACGAUUUCGAUUUCUGCCCAAUUAGAAAAGUUCAGUCUUGAUAUUUCUAUCACUACCAUAGAUUAUGUAUCCCGUGUAUGCAAGAAUCUGGUGUCAUAACUAAGCAUCACAGUAGGUUUUUAACAGAAUAUAGAAUGUCUUACAUAACUUGUUUGAAAAAAAAUCUAGGGGUAGAAAUGUCUAAUUCGUAGGUGGUCCUAUUCAAUACGUAAUUGUUUUUCGUUUUGUGUGCUUUUUUAUACAUUUUUCAUUUCUAAUUUGUGGUUAUUCAAAGAAAUAUGUUUAUUUAUUUUUUUUAAAAAAAAAGGGUACGUUAUAAUUGCGUAAUUGGGUGAUACUUGAUAAGUCUUUUAAUUGUUUACAUUCAGUGGUCAAUGUCGAUAUUGUUUCUCACAAUUAAAUCACUGGUCUUUGUUUACAUAUUCGUAAGAAAACAAAUCCGGACGUGUUUGUCCUUCAGUCUCACCUUCCGCAUAAAGAUAUGGAUUAAUGCGGAAAUAUUUUCUCUGCAUACUUGAAAUAUAUAGUAAAACGUAUAUGUAUUUGGUAAUAUACAAGUUCAAAACUUUGAUGAACAUAUUUUCAUAAUUUGAUUCAGACAAGCGAUUUUGUUUAUCUGGACGAAUAUAAAUUCCAUGUAAUACUUGUGAAAAUGUAUAUAUGUAUAUCAAGUAGAAAUUGAUUUUUGUCGUUAUAAAAUUAUUUGUCAAACGGAUAACAGUUAAAGUUUUAUUUCGUUCUCACAAAGAGAAAGUCGAGUUUGGUAUUUUUUGCUGUUCCGUAGGUGUGUGAUGAAUCAUGUCUUUGAUAUGCCACUAGAAUCUAGAAUACUGAUCAAAGAUGUAUGCACUAGCCUACAUAUAGGCAGUGGAAAGCUCGUACGAAAUACUUUAUAAUCAGUUGUGUGUUUUUAAUAGUCUACAGGAGCCUCCGACAUGAAUGCACAAAAUGGGUUUGACAUAAAUUCUAAUUUGAUGUGUAUGUUGUAACGAA